Messenger RNA from Huiozyma naganishii CBS 8797, 822 nucleotides. It is a transcript of the gene MFB1, whose product is annotated as Mfb1p. The transcript has a single exon. Lineage: Eukaryota; Fungi; Ascomycota; Saccharomycetes; Saccharomycetales; Saccharomycetaceae. The record is from RefSeq and is a predicted model, not a curated record. Bases 1 to 822 code for a protein of 273 amino acids.
AUGAGUGCGCAGGUUUCGCUGGUCGGUUUGCCCCUGGAUGUGCUCUGGAAAGUGCUUGGGUACGUUUCUGCUGAUGAGAGAGAUAUUUGCGCUGUGGCAGGGAGUAGCAGGUUUCUGAGGCGUGUUGUACAGCUGUACCUCAAGAGCGAGUCCCUAAAGUGGGGCUCAUACGUUAUCGGUUUGGGAGAAGUGAGCUUUAAAGCUUCUCAGAACGGGGCCGGAGCCAUUUUUGGUCCCCAGAACUGCUACUUCGCUCCCACCACGACCAAGAAUAAUCACAGUCGCCACCUGAAGAACACGAACAGUAUAGCGGUCCACAACGGGUUUUCGAAAACCGGAUACACGAGUGCUGCCGUUGAUUUAGACUACGAGAUGGACUUGACGUCACCGACGCUGCUCUCUUACCGUUCGCGAGAUAACUCGGUUUUUACAAACCAAUCGUUCGACGAUUCCAUGGAGGACUCAACGGUGUACAACGUUACCACCGACUACAGUAUACCACCACACAAGGAACGCAGUGAGGAAUCGAUAACCAGACUGAGAUCCUCAAACAAAGUGAAGGAUAAAGCAUUGCUUUUCGAAAGACUGAUAAAGAAGGAAAACGCGGAGAAGUCCACAAACAAUCACUUAUCGCACCUCCAAACAAGGAACCUCAGUAGUUUUAGCAUAAACGACAAAAAAACGGGACCCUCGAAGCAGUACUUGGCGCACCUCGAGGCUACCAACACAGAGCCACACAAUCGUACUACAGCUAACAAGGGUGGUAGAAAGAUGAAAGUGGUGCUAUCAGGGGAGAACAAAGUUUGCUUCCAAGCUGUAUGA